Molecule: messenger RNA, 786 nt
Organism: Pseudophryne corroboree (corroboree frog)
Lineage: Eukaryota; Metazoa; Chordata; Amphibia; Anura; Myobatrachidae
Product: regenerating islet-derived protein 4-like
Exons: 5
Coding region: 4-489 (161 amino acids)
Biological process (GO): response to peptide hormone; venom-mediated disruption of cell wall in another organism; positive regulation of cell population proliferation
Molecular function (GO): peptidoglycan binding; signaling receptor activity; oligosaccharide binding
Source: RefSeq, a predicted model, not a curated record
AUCAUGGCUGCACCUUGGCUCACCAUCUUCCUUCUCCUCAGCUGCCUGGCCUACAUGCAGGUUGUGGAAGGGAACAAAGCUCGCUCCAGUUGCCCCAAUGGAUGGUUCUACUACAAGGCAAACUGCUACGGAUAUUUCCGUUAUCCAUUAAGCUGGUCAGAAGCAGAGUUUGACUGCCAAGCGUACGGACAUGGUGCCCACCUGGCUUCCAUCCUGGAUUCUGCGGAGGCCGAUAUCAUCGCUUCCCACAUCGCUGCCUAUCAGAAGAACCAGCCUGUGUGGAUAGGACUCCAUGACCCAGAACAGAAUCGUCGCUGGAAGUGGAAUGACGGAUCCAUGUACAACUACCGCUCCUGGCUCGCGGGUCAGCCAGACAACAGCGGCGGAGUAGAGUACUGCGGAGAGCUGAACUGCAAAGACAAGUUCAUUAGUUGGAAUGACAGCAACUGUAAGCUGGCAAAGCAGUACGUCUGCAAAUUCAAACCAUGAGAUGCACCCCCGAUCCCUACCGGAACCUCUACCCGAUCCCUACUGAUCCCUACCGGAACCUCUACCCGAUCCCUACUGAUCCCUACCGGAACAACCUCUACCUGAUCCCUACUGAUCCCUUCUGGGGCGAGAAGCAAGCCCUCAUCUUCCAUUACAUCACGGCGAGGCCACCUAGGGACCACAUGGUCGGAAAUCCAUACAUAAGGAUAAAGCACGGCGGCGGCAUCGCUGCUCGGACCCCCGGGGACAAUCUUCCACAGAGCGGCGGCAGAUAGACGCACAGUGUGACAAUAAUAA